Zingiber officinale is the source of this 731-nucleotide messenger RNA. Its product is annotated as sigma intracellular receptor 2-like. Gene Ontology annotation, cellular component: endoplasmic reticulum. Lineage: Eukaryota; Viridiplantae; Streptophyta; Magnoliopsida; Zingiberales; Zingiberaceae. Bases 93 to 593 code for a protein of 166 amino acids. The record is from RefSeq and is a predicted model, not a curated record. The transcript is spliced from 2 exons.
UCUCUAACAAGAGAAACGCAGCCUUGAAUCUGGAUCUUCUCCCCUUUAUUUUAUCAGAAAGGGGGAAGAUACGAAGGGUACACGACUGAGAAAUGGGGCUCAUCUCGAUGCUCAUUGACGCCGUGGUGGUGGUCUUCUCCGCUGUGCUGACGGUGACGGCGCCAUUGUUCGACGCGCAGACCUGCCUCCCUAAAUUGCUCUACCCGGCGCCACUGGUGGAGCUGAAGCGGUGGUACGCCGAGGAGUUCGGAGACUAUUUGGUAGCUGAGAAGCCCGGCUUUUUCACCGGACUCGUAUGGCUGGAGAUCGCCUUCCUCUGGCCCCUCUCCGUCGCCAAUAUCUACGGCAUCGUCUCUCGCCGCCCAUGGGCAACCACCACCUCCCUCAUGGCGGGCGUCAACGUCGCCACGACAAUGGCUGCUAUAAUGGGAGAGUUGCUAAGUUCUGGGAAAGCAUCAGAUAAGUUGAUUCGAUUGUAUGCUCCGUUCAUGGUUUUUGCCUUCUUCGCAAUCAUACGAGGACUGCUUCCUCGACGUAUCCCUGCUUCUACAUCUCAUGCCGCUUCAGGAAGGAACAAGAAGAAGAGGACCUAAUUGAAGAUAGAUGCUUCCUGUUACUGCUUUUAUUGUUCUUUGAUAUCCUGAUGUUGACAAAUUACCUGUUAGAUUUUAUGUUUGAACAAUCUUCUUUGCAAAUGGAAUUGGACUAUUCAGGAACAAUCGAGUUCUUUA